AUGUCAAAAGUGAUUUAUCAUGAACCAGAUAAGCCCAAAGACAGAACGUUCACUCCCCAGGAUUGUAGACAGUGUAUGUCAUGUGGGAAGUGCUGGCCUUGGGUCACUUUUGAUGUGGAGAUUGUGCAUCAUACCUCAAACGUGUGUACGAGAUGUGCUGCCCCGGAGAUAGAAGCCAAGAAGUGGACGGAAUUAGGUCAGCAGAUGCAAAAAGACCUUCUCAGAGCCAGGCAAAAAUUAUCGGACCACCGAACAGCUGUUGCAACUCCUCAACAUCGCCAAUCAGCCAUUGUCCAACCUCAACGCCAACCUCAGACCCAGCCAGAGACUCGCCGAGCUGUCUCUGGAGAGGUCAAAAAAAAAUUCCUUUCGGAUGAGCAGUUGGCAGCGAUCAGGACGAACUUGCCCGUGUUGAGAAGCAUCAAAGAACCUCAGAGAGCUAUUUUGUGGAUCGAAUUGACCUUCCGACCUCAAUCUGUUACUCCCCCUCAAGCACCGUCCUCCAUCUCCCAGUUGACCAUCUAUCAAGCGUACAAGGCAUUCUUCGAUACAUUAUCGUCUCAUCCCGAUUCUCACAUCUGUCCCACCGACACACCAUUGAUGGACGGAUCACAGUUGAUCAAAUUAAUUAUAAAGAUAUAUCAGGAGGUAGGCGUGAGGAUGAUUGGAAAACCUCAAUAUUCCAUCGAAGGGUUAGAAUGGAGACCUCUAGAUCUAAGUAGGACAAAUCAAGCCCAACCGCAAAUACAGUCAGGAAUGGGUUAUAAUGCCGAGGUGUCGCAGGUACCAGUUAUGCAACAUCAACAUCAUCAGCAACAUCAGCAACAUCAGUAUCAACAUAAUGGUUCACUAUAUCAACUACCACCACCUCGACCUCAAAUGCGACAUAACAAUGUUCCAAGUCCGACUGAAUUCUUCACCCAAUCACUACCCCAUCUGAUCCACCAACAUCAGCCCCAAUAUCCUCCAGUCUUACCUCAGACCAUAAAUCCACCCCAAACCCAGCCAUAUCCCGUGAGUCAUCCAACUCAUGAUCGACCUCAAGCUCAUCCUCAACUGAAUCCUCCGACCAUCCCUAGCGCUAAUACCGUCAAAUCAAGAUUAACCCCGAAAAUUCAAGACAAUAAUGCUGUGAAUCCGGACAAGAACAGUAAGGUUGAUAGUAAGCACGUUAUGAUGGAGGUGGAUGAAGAUGACUGGACCGUAUUCUCGUUCAAACCCCUUGUGGGGAGAUCGAAGAAAGAUAAUAUCUCGCAGAGUUUAUCGAAAGAUCAAAAGAUCAAUGCGGAAUUAUCAGUGCAACCUCGUCACUCCCAUACAAAAUCAUCUCAAUCUCCAAAAGAUACAAAGACCAAAAAUGAUCAGGAAGAAGAGAUUGAUGAACUUGACGAUGAUAAUGAUGAUGAUAAUGAUGAUGAUAAUGAUGAUGAUAUCAAUAUGAAUGUGAAACUGGAAAAUGGACGUGAUCGAGCAGGAUCAGAAGACGAAGUCGGAGAUAUGUUAAUUUGA
Molecule: messenger RNA, 1509 nt
Organism: Kwoniella mangroviensis CBS 8507
Lineage: Eukaryota; Fungi; Basidiomycota; Tremellomycetes; Tremellales; Cryptococcaceae
Exons: 5
Coding region: 1-1509 (502 amino acids)
Source: RefSeq, a predicted model, not a curated record